Fusarium odoratissimum NRRL 54006 is the source of this 3959-nucleotide messenger RNA. RefSeq lists its product as uncharacterized. The record is from RefSeq and is a predicted model, not a curated record. Gene Ontology annotation, molecular function: L-aspartate transmembrane transporter activity; calcium ion binding; L-glutamate transmembrane transporter activity. The transcript is spliced from 2 exons. Gene Ontology annotation, biological process: L-glutamate transmembrane transport; aspartate transmembrane transport; malate-aspartate shuttle. Lineage: Eukaryota; Fungi; Ascomycota; Sordariomycetes; Hypocreales; Nectriaceae. The coding region runs from base 1478 to 3064 and encodes 528 amino acids.
UGUCAUUGGCGCGUGCUCUUGAACUUGGCAAUAUGAAGCGAGAUUCCUGGAUCGUCGACCGUCAAAUACUCUGCCUAGGUACGAAUCUAAAAGGCAAGGCAUCAAGUUAAAAAGAACAAAGAAAAAAGAGAGCGCGCUUGCAGCGGUCCGCCCUAUACCUGUCCGCUGGUCCGGACUUCAGACCACCAAAGCCCCACGUUGCUUCCUUUUCUUCCAGAGGUGCGCUUCCAGCUGCCAACCUGGCGGGCUUCAGUGGAAGAAGCAAGUGCAACAGCGGUUAUUUAGGGCACUUUCUAAAGGGAGCUGCUGGUUGACUUUAAGGUACACACAAAUAACAGAGUAUUUCUAGUCAUGUGCAAUACUCAAAGAUACUUGAAGCCCAGUACCUCACCCCUCGUGGCAGGCGCAAACACGGACACACACCCACUACAGCACACCCCCCGCCCGGACCAACCACCGGCCUGGCCCAGUGAAUAGCAAAUUUAUCUCAUCUUUCGCUCCAUCUCGAAAUUCCCCAAUUGACGCAUUUUGCUCUCCUCUUCAGCUUCUGCUUCUCUUCGUUUCGCUUCCCUUUCGCUACGUCGACACGUCUCCGACAUUCUCCCCCUGCCGCUGACUUCGAUCGUUCGAGGGAAAUCUUAUCCUUUGCACCUCUUUCUACCUCUUGUUAGCUUCUGCUAUUUGCGUUGCUCCAGAGAAUUUCGUCGUGGUCAGCCGUUGUCGGACCACUUGUCAGUGGACACUACGAAACCAAUUCGUCUCCGAGUCGCCCCAGACACCUCAGUUUGCGACCUGCUGAGUAUCGCUCGAUUAUUUCCGACAACCUAAUUGCUGUGAACUCGAUCCAUCCUUUUCGGAACUUUUCUUUACCCCUCCGAGCGACUACGAUAUAACAAUGUCCAAGCUUGCUGUGGCCAAGGAGGCCGUCAAGGAGGCCGUCAUCGGCACACACGAACCUGAACAGCUUGCUGCCCACACCAAGGCGCGCUUCACCAAGCAUGCUAUCAAGGACCCUGAGACAGGCGAACUGUACCUCGGACCCGAUGAGUUUAUCAACGCUGUUGCGCCUGAGGGCGAGGAUUACGUGAGUCACGCACUCCUGCUUCAAGCAAGCUGUAGCCAAGCUUGCAUACUCGCAAGGACUUGCUAACCACUGCCAAAACAGCACAAGAUCUCCCGUGAUCAAUACUCCAUUCUAUUCAGCGUCGCGGAUGUCAAUGGCAAGGGCAAAGUGAGUCUUGCUGACUGGGGUAUUUUCGAGCACCUCCUCAACAAGCCGGAUGCCGAGUAUCAGAUCGCUUUCCGCCUCUUUGACGUUGAGCGCACCGGCUCUGUUAAGUAUGACGAUUUCCGCACGUUGUACGAGCUCAACAAGGGCCCCGACAACCUAACCUUCGACUGGGACUCCGACUGGGCCAAGAUUUACAUUGGUAACAAGAAGCACCGUCACCCUCUCGACUAUCCUCAGUUCUGCCAAAUGUUGCGCGGUCUCCAAGGCGAGCGCAUUCGGCAGGCCUUCCACCAGCUUGACAAGGACGGCGAUGGCUUCAUCAGUGGUGAGGAGUUUGAGCGCAUCAUUGUCGAGACUGCCCGCCACAAGCUGUCUGAGCAUAUUCUUGACAAUCUGCACACUCUUGUCAACCUCUCCAUUGGUUCCAAGAUUUCAUACGCCAAUGUGCGCGCUUUCCAGAACGUCAUCGGCGGGAUGGAUCUUGUUGAGCUCAUCUUGCGCCGUGCCAUUAACCAGAGCAAGGACGGCAAGAUCACUCGUCCUGAGUUCCUGAACGAGGCUGCCAAGCUCACACGUUUCUCUCUUUUCACGCCUAUGGAAGCUGACAUCCUUUUCCACUUUGCCGGACUCGACCAGCCCUCUGGCCGUCUGGGACUCUCCGAUUUCGCCAAGGUCCUUGAUCCUUCGUGGCGGAACCCCAUUUACGACGCCGUCGAGGCCACAAAGGCCAAGGUUGCCGCUGGUGGUAUCCUGAUGGGAGUUCUGACCUCGGGUUACAACUUUGCUCUGGGUAGUGUUGCCGGUGCCUUUGGUGCCUUCAUGGUGUACCCCAUCGAUUUGGUGAAGACGCGACUGCAGAACCAGCGAGGCGCCCAGCCCGGUCAGCGCCUCUACAAGAACUCGAUUGAUUGUUUCCAGAAGGUCAUCCGCAACGAGGGAUUCCGUGGUCUCUACUCGGGCGUGCUACCCCAGCUAGUUGGUGUUGCUCCAGAGAAGGCCAUCAAGCUGACCGUGAACGAUCUUGCCCGAAAGUACUUCACUGAUAAGAACGGCAACAUUACAGUCUUGUCCGAGAUGAUUUCUGGUGGUUCUGCUGGUGCCUGCCAAGUCGUCUUCACCAACCCUCUCGAGAUCGUCAAGAUUCGACUCCAGGUUCAGGGCGAGGUCGCCAAGACCGUCGAAGGAACACCGAAGCGAUCGGCCAUGUGGAUCGUGCGCAAUCUGGGUCUUGUUGGACUGUACAAGGGUGCUUCGGCGUGUCUGCUCCGUGACGUUCCCUUCUCGGCCAUCUACUUCCCUACCUACAGCCAUCUCAAGAAGGACUUCUUUGGCGAGUCUCCGACCAACAAGCUGGGUGUUUUGCAGCUGCUGACUGCUGGUGCGAUUGCCGGUAUGCCCGCUGCCUACUUGACGACACCCUGUGACGUUAUCAAGACCCGACUUCAGGUCGAAGCCCGCAAGGGCGAGGCCACAUAUAACGGUCUGCGACACGCCGCCAAGACAAUCUGGAAGGAGGAGGGCUUCACUGCCUUCUUCAAGGGUGGUCCCGCGCGUAUUUUCCGAUCUUCUCCUCAGUUCGGCUUCACCCUUGCCGCAUAUGAAGUUCUUCAGACCCUUCUACCCAUGCCUGGUACUCAGAAGGAGAAGAUUCCUACAGGAGUGUCAGAUGCCGUGUCAACGGUCAAGGGCAGCCUGGACACUAGUCCAUAUGGUCGCAGCCGCAACGCCCUUAAAGUGAUCCUCGAUCUUGAUGAGGACUUUGGCAAGGUCAAGCUUCCCAAUGAGAAGGGCUGGCGAUCGCUGCCCAAGAUCAUGGGCGGUGGUGGUCAGUAGAACGAUGAACAAAAUGAUAGAAAUGACCGGGAGAAUCCAGAAAACGGAUGCGUUGAGGUUUUUGAUCGAGGUUAAAGAGGAUGCAAGAUUGACGAAAGCGAUUGUCCGGUGACUGCUCGGCUAUUACGCCUUCAAAAACGGCCCAUGGUCGGGCUUCGAUGUCCGAAGCACGACCCGCCCGUGUUCAAUUACCGGACAAAGCCGAGGAGAUAUUGCAUCGAACCAAUACCCAGCGAGACCAAAAACCUUUAUGAUGAAAUCUCUCUUUUGAAUCUAUGUUUUCAUUUAGAGCGAAAGACAAAGACAAAAGAACGGGGAUAGAUGGAAGAUGGGAUACAAAAAAGAAGCAGGAUGAGAUAGAGAUAAGUCGGAUAUCCGGUUCCUGGCGGAGCGGAGCGGGCGAGGGAGAGCGUCUGCUUCUUUUGCAUCAGACUCGGCGUUCUGGGGCAUUCAAAGGGCAUGAUGGGAGCUGUAUUUUUACCACCCUUUACUAUGUUAUGUUUAGAGUUCAGUAUUAUUGUUACUAUAGCUUGUUUGAAUCGUUUUGUGGAAAAGAAAGCACGUUCAUGAAUCAUGUGUGGCGGUUUAUAUGGGAAUUGAGUGUAACAGGUGAUUCACGAAGCGUAUCUGUUUAACAGAAUCGUUAGAGCAGCAAGAUUAAUCGAGACUUUGGUCUCAAAGGUGUGUUUAAUGCGCUAUCUCUUCAGAGAUGCUGCAGGCGUAGCGACGCAAGUUCCACAGCCGCCUGAGCGACGAACACAGCGUGCUUAGUACAAAGAACGAUUUAAUCGCUUAACAUGGGAGUCUUUGAAUUUGUGAGAAAUUUAGGUCGUCUUGUCUCAAACAAUGAAUAUGAACUGAUGAUCAGAAAAUGUCAGAUCAUAAGGAUGGUCCC